UUUUUGGGUAGAAAAUAUGCGAAGAUUAUUGUGACGCAAUUGCUAUUCUUUUCCUCAUUCAUACGACUGAUUAGUAAUGCAAUCACACCUUUCCGCACGAAUGGGAUCGACAUCGGGGCUUAUUGUCGUCUAUCGAAUGGCCAAUCUAUGCAAUUCAAUCACUCCUCAACAUCACGCUUCUGGAGUUCUUAACUGUUUAAACUGUUGACGUAAAUAAUAAAUUAUAUAGGUACCUAAAACACGCGGAAGGGCGUUUAUUUAAAACAAUUAUGCGUGGUUUUAAGGGGUUCUUUUAAGAAUAUUUUAUUGGUUUUUGAUAUUUUAUUAUUUUACGAAUGGUUGAGCACGUUUUUGGCAUAUAUUUUCUUAUUAUUAUUCUGACUUUGAUGAAUAAAUUAAAUUACAAAACAUGAUCAUAAAAACCAUUACGCAGAAUAUUUUCUAUUUAUGAUUAAAGAAAAUAUAUUCAUGAAUUCCCAAAAAGUGGAAUGAUUUUUUUGAGAGAAUUUUAAUUUUUAUGAUAAAGGGUUUGGGAAAAUUUUCCGAAUUGAAAGUUUAAAUAAAAUAAUUUUAAGCUUUACUUUCUAACUAAAAAGUUUUAACUUAAAAAACUAAUAUUAUCUUUAAAAUUUUUAUACUUUGUGCAUAAUGUCCUUUUUAAACGUUAAUCAGAAAAACCGCUUACUCGAUUUAAAUCAUACCUAGUGUAUCAGGAAAUUAAAUUAAAACUUUCUUGAUUAUAAAACAUCAGGGUGGUCCAAAAAUCGUCAAAGAAUUGAAAAUCUUAAAACUAUAAAACUUGAACAAAUUCCUAAAAAUCUAAUCCCCAGAAAAUGAUAACAGAUGAUAGUUAAAUCAAUAUUUUUUCUGAGAUGAACGUCUAUUUACUCUAGCUAGAGAUCAUUACAUAAUUACAUAAAGUAUUUAUAAAAUCUAAAGUCAAGAACUAUUAUUUUUUUUCUCUAAACAUUUGUUCAAACUAACGUGAAUCACUCGUGAAUGGGACGUGCUGGUUGUGUGGGAAAGAGUCAGCAAUUCUUCCCAAAGCCCCUUUGAGGCUUUGGGUCUAAGCUAGAGCGAAUGUUUUUUGUGCUUCGCUUCUCUUUCGCGCACCCAGCUGUGUUUAUUGAUUUGAUUUAAAUGACCUUGCGCCGACUAUGCCGUCACAGUCCAAGAGAAAAUUUUAGCAUUUUCAAUUGAGAUGCUCUUGUUCUGUGGAGCUGCUGAGAAGCCUCCCAGAGAGCUUAUCGCACCUUAUCUCGUGGAGUGUCAAGAGUUUGCUUAGCCGGAGAAGUAUACAAUUUUUUUGUCUGCCUUCGAUUAGGAGGAGCAAAUAUAGCUGCGACCGGUUGCGAGUGCGUGGUGUGUGUGCAAGAAAGUGAGAUAAACCACACAGAGUGCCUAACCGAAGGAAAAUGUUGCUCGUUAGUCGUGUUGUGAGAUUCACGGUGAAAUCAAGCAUCGUACCAAGUCUCCAGUAUUCGCGAAGGAUGAGUCUCCUGCUCAAUAAGGGUUUGAUCAAUGGUGAGUGGGUGGAGGCCAUUGGCAAGAAGAAGUUUGAUGUAUUCAAUCCGGCAACGGGAGAAACCGUGGGUUCUGUUCCCGAUAUGGGGGUUGAGGACACCACUGCAGCCAUCCAGGCAGCCCACGAACGCUUCCAGUCAUCCGAGUGGCAAAAUCUAACCGCCAAGGAACGUUCUGGACUGCUGAAGAAAUGGUUCCAACUCCUAAACGAGAACAGCGAGAAAAUAUCUCAGAUCAUGACCUCGGAGUCUGGGAAGCCCUUAAUUGAAGCUCGUGGCGAGAGUGUCUAUGGGAAUUCAUUUGUUGAAUGGUUCGCCGAAGAGACACGCAGAAUUUAUGGAGAAAUUAUUCCACCACCCUUCCCCAAUCGUCAGAUGAUGCUCACGAAGCAACCUAUUGGUGUGGCUGCUCUCAUCACACCCUGGAACUUCCCUCAUGCAAUGAUAACACGAAAAGCCGCCGCUGCCCUGGCUGCUGGGUGUACUGUUGUGAUUAAGCCCGCUGAAGACACUCCACUGACCGCAUUGGCUAUUGCAAAAUUAGCUGAAGAUGCUGGAUUCCCCAAGGGAGCAAUAAAUGUUGUCACGUGCAGCAGGAAGAAUGCUGCUGCUGUUGGUGAAGUACUCUGCAAGAGUGAACAAGUGGCUGGAGUAUCCUUCACAGGAUCCACAGCAGUGGGAAAGAUUCUCUACAGCCACUGCUCGGCGGGAAUCAAGAGAUUGGGAUUGGAAUUGGGAGGAAAUGCUCCAUUUAUUGUCUUUGAUUCUGCAAAUGUGGACAAAGCCAUUGCGGGGGCGAUGUCGUGCAAAUUCCGCAAUUGUGGACAAACUUGCAUAUCAGCCAAUAGAUUCCUCAUUCAGGAGGGCAUUUACCCGGCAUUCGUUGAGAAGCUAAAGGCAGUUGUUGAGAAGCUUGUUAUUGGUGAUGGAAAGAAGGAUGGCGUGAAUAUGGGGCCCUUGAUCAAUGAGGCUCAAUUCCGAAAGGUUUGGGAAAUUGUCGAUGAUGCAAAGAGCAAGGGAGCUAAAAUUCUGCUCGGAGGCAAUCCUAAACCAGACCUUGGGAAGCUAUUCUUUGAACCAACAAUUGUUGCGGAUGUUACUCCUGACAUGCGAAUGUACAAUGAGGAAAUUUUCGGGCCUGUGGUGUCCCUCAUUAAGUUCAAGACAGAGGAGGGAGCCCUAUCAGUGGCUAACAGCACCAAUAGCGGUCUCGCUGGGUACUUCUUCAGUGAGGAUGUGAGCCAGAUCUUCAGGGUUGCCAAGAAGAUGGAAACAGGAAUGGUUGGCAUCAACGAGAGCGCCAUUUCGUGCACUGAAGCCGCUUUCGGGGGUAUCAAGGAGUCCGGAUUGGGCCGUGAGGGGUCCCGUCAUGGCAUUGAUGAGUUUGUCUACACCAAGUAUCUGUGCCUCGGGAAUCUCAAUUGAUUUCCAGCAACACACCUUAUACCUGGUGUGGAUGUCUUCCAUGUUACAAUGUUAUCACAAAAAAAUUGAAAAACAAUAAAUUACUCUGUGAGAGAUUA
Lutzomyia longipalpis is the source of this 3046-nucleotide messenger RNA. It is a transcript of the gene Ssadh, whose product is annotated as succinate-semialdehyde dehydrogenase, mitochondrial. The coding region runs from base 1416 to 2948 and encodes 510 amino acids. The transcript has 3 exons. Gene Ontology annotation, molecular function: succinate-semialdehyde dehydrogenase (NAD+) activity. NCBI's taxonomy places the organism in Eukaryota, Metazoa, Arthropoda, Insecta, Diptera, Psychodidae. The record is from RefSeq and is a predicted model, not a curated record.